This is a messenger RNA of Anthostomella pinea, 873 nucleotides long. Lineage: Eukaryota; Fungi; Ascomycota; Sordariomycetes; Xylariales; Xylariaceae. The record is from the annotation of a GenBank genome assembly.
AUGUCGUUUCAGGGAGCUGCCAAUCAGCCCGGCGGAGAACUCGCCAGUCCGGCUGGCGAUGGCCCCCCUCUCUUCCGAGUAUCACAAUCUCCAGGCAAAGGAAUGGGCCUCUUCGCCACGCGCGACAUCAAAGCCGGCACCGUUGUCCUGCGCGAGAAGUUCACCCUGUCCGUCCCAGGCAAGAACAAUGGCGGAUACAGCCGGUUAGACCUCGACGCGAUCGUGAAGCUGACACUCCAGUACAACAACUUGUCCCAGGACACCCGCGCCGAACUCCUGCAGCUCCACGCGACGCCCAUGCCACAUCGGGACGCGGACGUGCGCAACUUGAUCACGGCGGCCGAUAGACACGCCGGUGUGCCGCCAAUGGGCGAGCGGGCCGUUGAGACGUGCCAGAGAAUCGUCGGCGUCUGGUUGACCAACGGCUUCCUCACCAGCGAUGAGAGGACCGGGACGUGUCUCUUCUUGAAGGCGAGCCGGAUCAACCAUUCCUGCGUUGCCAACACUGCCCGCUACUUCGAGAAAAAUGACCCUAGGUACAUUACCAUCAGGGCUACGCGCGACAUCAAGGCCGAUGAAGAGAUCACGCUGACCUAUGCCGAUGCCCUCCUGCCUGUAGCCGAGCGCCAGGAGAAGACGCGGCGGGUGUGGCACUUCACCUGCGCUUGUCCGGCCUGCGAUCCGAAUGAUCCCGCAAUUGACUCCGCGGCGCACGAGCGCGAUAUCCGCGACCUGCAGUCGCUGGAGAAUGACCCGACCCCAGGCAGUGAAGCGUCUCGCGAGGAACUAAGCGCGGCGCUCGAGCGAUCUAGUCGGCGUAUCGAACUCCAUCAAAAAUUGUUGUCAUCGCCUGCGCAGCUAGCAACCGAGUAA